This is a messenger RNA of Aspergillus campestris IBT 28561, 621 nucleotides long. RefSeq names its product gamma-glutamylcyclotransferase family protein. Bases 1 to 621 code for a protein of 206 amino acids. NCBI's taxonomy places the organism in Eukaryota, Fungi, Ascomycota, Eurotiomycetes, Eurotiales, Aspergillaceae. The transcript is spliced from 3 exons. The record is from RefSeq and is a predicted model, not a curated record.
AUGGGCGACCACGUCCUAUUCUUCUAUGGCACCCUAAUGGCCCCCCAAAUCCUCCACCGCGUAAUCCACGGCUCGCCCACCCCCGAAGCAUGGCAAAAGGCCCUCCUCACAUUCAAGCCCGCCGUGCUGCACGGGUAUCGCCGUCAUCGGGUGCGGGGGGCUGAUUAUCCGGGUAUUGUGCGGGUUUCUUCCAUCACCCCUUCUACCUCUACUUCCACUGGGGAAGACACGAAAUCUUCCACCGGAGAACUAGAUAAAACAGUCUCCGUCCUAGGCACGGUCGUAUCAGGCCUAACCCAAGGAGACCUCCACCGGCUAGACAUCUACGAAGGCACAGAGUACGCCAAAGAGCGCGUGUCAGUGCGUAUCCUGCAAGAAUCUCUCCCGACGAGCGAAAACACCUUUCUCUCCAGCGACGGGGCCACCAAAACAGACACCCAUCUCCGCGCCGUCCUCUCAGCAGCAGGCGCCGACUUCGCCGACGAGAGCGAGGAAGUCCUCGCCGAUACGUACGUGUGGAGUGCGGGCGCGGAGAUGCUGGAGUCGACCGAGUGGGAUUUCGAGGCGUUUAAGAGGGAUAAGAUGGCUUGGUGGGUUACUGCAUCGGAGGAUGAGUGGUGA